Molecule: messenger RNA, 4957 nt
Organism: Talpa occidentalis (Iberian mole)
Lineage: Eukaryota; Metazoa; Chordata; Mammalia; Eulipotyphla; Talpidae
Gene: ZNF568
Product: zinc finger protein 568
Exons: 9
Coding region: 1085-4123 (1012 amino acids)
Biological process (GO): regulation of transcription by RNA polymerase II
Cellular component (GO): nucleus
Molecular function (GO): DNA-binding transcription factor activity, RNA polymerase II-specific; RNA polymerase II transcription regulatory region sequence-specific DNA binding
Source: RefSeq, a predicted model, not a curated record
UGGUUGUGUGUGGAGUAAUUGUGGUGGGAUGUGCGAUCCUGAUGUCCGUGGUGCGAGUGUGUUGAGCCCUGUGGUGCUUUCUGGGUGCUCGUCCUGAGAGAUGGGUGGUGAGGUGUUUGUGAUCGUCAUAUGUAUCGUGAUUCUAAUCUUAAUCGAGUCGACUUCUGUGUAGCUUUUGGUGUAGUUGGUAACUCUGUGUUUGGUUUUAAGUGACCCUCUUUCCCCUCUGGCCACCCCUUCUUAGUCUCCUUUGCUCCCUCCCCCUCACCCCUAGCAGUUCUUGACUCUGUUCCGUUGCUUUUCAGUUUUCCUUGGUGAUCUUUACCAGAUCCAUUAUCUCAAAAUCUUAUGGUUUGCUUCUCUUAUUAUAUGUACUAGUUCGUUAUGGUCAUGAUCAUUAAUGCUGCCGAACAAGUCUCCCCUAAACUCAGUGGUAUGCCACAACAAGCAUUUAUUCUCAUGGUCACAGAUUUGCAUGUUGACUGUGUUCUGUUGACUUAGGCCAGGCUGCAGAUCUUCUCCACAUGUGUUCUUUCUGUGGUUCAGACUAAAAGGACAGUAGUUACUAGGACUUGUUUUCUAAUGGUGGAUCACCAGAGCACAAAACAGAUCAUAAAACAUCCCUAAAAGUCUGCUCCCAAAUAUAUUAACAUCACAUGAGCCAAAGCAGCUCACAUGACUAAGCUUAACAUCAGGUCUGUCGCUUUUAAACAGGAUACGCUGGACAUCCCCACCCCCCAGACUGUUUAUUAUUUUAAUAGGUCAACUCUAUUCCAUGUGGAAGGAGUGAACAAAAAUCUUGAAGAUCAGAAAGCAGUGAUUAUUGGGGCUGGUUACCAUAAGAUUCUAGUGAGAAAACGUGAGAUAAAUUGGACUUAUGUCAUAAACCCACAGGUCCUUGGUCUACAAAGCCAGGUCUGUGAUGUGAGUGGAAAAGAAUCCUGAAAAGCAAGUAUCUAGCAUGGAAGAAGACCUCCUGACCUAGCCUCUCCUGGAGGCUGAAGAAUCCAAGACAAAGUGUCCCCUGGAAUUGUUCAACCCACAGCCCCUCUUUACCCUUUCAACCAGAGCAGGCAAGGCCUGAAUGACAUCACGGUUGUCAGAGAUCAGCGCUGACUGUGUGACAAUGGAACAUUUAACCCAGAUGAUGGAAAGAAGAGCUUGGAAUUCUCAGGACUCUGGCCUUGUCAAGGAAGAAGACGAUAUGACCACUCUCCCAGCACCUCCACAUGGAAUAGUGACAUUUAAGGAUGUUGCUGUGGACAUCACCCAGGAAGAAUGGCAGCAGAUGAAACCUGCUCAGAGAAAUCUGUACCGGGAUGUGAUGCUGGAGAACUAUAGCAACCUAGUCAUCGUGGGCUGUCAAGUCACCAAACCAGACGUGAUCUUCAAGUUGGAACAGGAAGAGGAGCCAUGGGUGGCACAGGACGAAAUGUUUGGGAGACAUUGUCCAGAAGUUUGGGAAGUUGGUGAACAACAGAUCAAGAAGCAACAGGAUAUACUUGUGAAGAAAUUCACAUCCAUCUCUAAGAAAACACUGAUUAAGGAAAACAUCAUUGAAUGUAAAAAAAUGACAAAAAUAUUUCCUCUGAGCUCAGACAUUGUUACUUCAAGACAAAGCUUCUAUGAAUGUGACUCAUUUGAUAAGGGCUUAGAAUAUAAUUUCAACUUACUUAAUUAUGAGAAAGGCUGUGUAAGAGAGAAAAAUUAUGAAUGUAGUAAGUAUGGGAAGCCAUUUUACCAUUGCUCAUCUCAUGCUGUCACCCCCUUUAAGUGUAACCAGUGUGGACAAGACUUUAGUCAUAAAUUUGACCUCAUCAGACAUGAGCGAAUUCAUGCUGGAGAGAAACCCUAUGAAUGUAAGGAAUGUGCAAAAGCCUUCAGCAGAAAGGAAAAUCUUAUCACACAUCAAAAAAUUCAUACUGGGGAAAAACCAUAUAAAUGUAAUGAAUGUGGAAAAGCUUUCAUUCAAAUGUCAAACCUCAUUAGACAUCAGAGAAUCCACACAGGGGAGAAACCUUAUGCAUGUAAGGCUUGUUGGAAAGCCUUCAGUCAGAAAUCCAAUCUCAUUGAACAUGAAAGAAUUCAUACUGGCGAAAAACCCUAUGAAUGUAAGGAAUGUGGAAAAUCCUUCAGCCAGAAGCAAAAUCUUAUUGAGCAUGAGAAAAUUCAUACCGGGGAGAAACCGUAUGCGUGUAAUGAAUGUGGAAGAGCUUUUUCUCGAAUGUCAUCUGUCACUCUACAUAUGAGAAGUCACACAGGGGAAAAACCCUAUAAAUGUAAUAAAUGUGGAAAAGCCUUCUCCCAAUGCUCAGUGUUUAUUAUUCAUAUGAGAAGUCACACAGGAGAGAAGCCCUAUGUGUGUAGUGAAUGUGGGAAAGCCUUUUCUCAGAGCUCUUCCCUUACUGUACAUAUGAGAAACCAUACAGCUGAGAAACCCUAUGAAUGUAACGAAUGUGGAAAAGCCUUCAGCCGGAAAGAAAACCUCAUCACACAUCAGAAAAUUCAUACUGGAGAGAAACCCUAUGAAUGUAAUGAAUGUGGAAAAGCUUUCAUUCAGAUGUCGAACCUCAUUCGACACCAGAGAAUCCACACUGGUGAGAAACCCUAUGCUUGCACAAUAUGUGGGAAAGCCUUUAGUCAGAAAUCAAACCUCACAGAACAUGAGAAAAUUCAUACUGGAGAGAAACCCUAUCAUUGUAAUCAGUGUGGAAAAGCUUUCAGUCAAAGACAAAAUCUCCUUGAGCACGAAAAAAUUCACACUGGAGAAAAACCAUUUAAAUGCAAUGAAUGCGGAAAAGCCUUCUCUCGAAUCUCAUCCCUUACACUUCAUGUGAGAAGUCACACAGGGGAGAAGCCCUAUGAAUGUAAUAAAUGUGGAAAAGCCUUCUCUCAGUGCUCAUUACUCAUCAUACACAUGCGAAGUCAUACUGGUGAGAAGCCUUUUGAAUGUAAUGAGUGUGGGAAAGCCUUCUCUCAAAGAGCUUCUCUUUCUAUACAUAAGAGAGGUCAUACAGGUGAGAAACCCUAUGACUCCAAAUGUGGAGAAUGUGGGAAAGCCUUUCCUAGUGGAUCAGACUUGAUGAAACAUCAGAGAAUUCACGAGAACAAAAAAAGUAACGGCAAGAAGCAUGCCUUAGUUUGUGACACUGAACUUCGGAAACGUCAGAGCGUGAACACUAGUGAGAAACCUCAUAAGUGUAAGGAAUGUGGGAAAGGCUUCCAGUCUAGCUCCCAACUUAGCAAACAUCAAAGGAUUCAUAUCGGUGAGAAACCCUAUAAAUGUAAGGAGUGCGGGAAAGCCUUUCCAUCAACCUCACAACUCAACUUGCAUCAGAGAAUUCACACCGAUGAGAAAUACUACGAGUGUAAGGAGUGUGGCAAGGCCUUCACCCGCCCCUCACACCUUCUUCGACAUCAGAGAAUCCACACUGGUGAGAAACCCCACCAAUGUAAAGAAUGUGGGAAAGCUUUCCGUUACGACACCCAGCUCAGCCUGCAUCAGAUUCUCCACACUGGGGAGAGACGCUUUGAGUGUAAGGAGUGCGGGAAAGUGUACAGUUGUGCCUCACAGCUGAGUCUCCAUCAGAGAAUUCACACCGGUGAGAAACCCCAUAAAUGCACGGAGUGCGGAAAGGCCUUUAUCUCCGAUUCCCAUCUUAUCCGCCAUCAGAGUGUUCACACCGGUGAGAAGCCAUAUAAAUGCAAGGAAUGCGAGAAGGCCUUUCGCCGAGGCUCAGAACUUACCCGACACCUCCGAGUGCACUCAGGCGAGAAGCCCUAUCCGUGCAGGGAAUGUGACAUGGCCUUCACUUGUAGCACAGAGCUCAUUCGACAUCAAAAAAUUCACACGGGUGAGAGACCCCAUAAAUGUAAGCAGUGUGGGAAGGCUUUUAUUCGACGGUCAGAGCUGACUCAUCAUGAGAGAAGUCACAGUGGUGAGAAGCCCUACGAGUGUAAGGAAUGUGGAAAGGCCUUCGGUCGUGGCUCAGAACUGAGUCGACACCAAAAGAUUCACACCGGUGAGAAGCCCUAUGAGUGUAAAGACUGUGGGAAGGCCUUCCUCCGGGGCUCCCACCUUACUCAGCAUCAGAGGAUCCACUUAGGGCAGAGGAGUGAGUGAGGAAACGUGGGGUCACUCAGAAUUUAAAAUUCAUCCCGGUAAGACAUAAGUAAAGCCCCUGAGGUAUAAAGAAUAGGGGAAAGUGUUCGAGAAUCACUGUGUCACGUAAGGGUUAGAAUUUACUGGACGUAUUUUUGUUACCGAUGAGAAAAUUUAUCAAUGUUAGGGAUUGAGAGGAGUUUGUGAGUGUUCUGGAAUUUAUUAGCUAUCAGUUCAGUUGGUGAAAAAUUGAAAAACUCCAUGAAUAUAAAGAAAAUGAGAAGCUUUAAGAAGCAGCGAAUGUAUUAGAGACAAUCUUUAAAUCUUUCUCAACAGCAGGGUCAUUAGCCAUUCUGGGUGGUCAGGAGAUACAUAUUUAUACCUGGGGUGCCAAUUUACUUGUUUUUCGUCUGGUAAGUCACACUUCAAGAAGACUACAUUAAUGUAAAAAAAAAAUGCAGCAAAUUUGUGCAGCAAAUUCUUCCUUUUCCAUUCAGAACUCCUUAAAUAUUUGCAAGCUUAUCCUCUCAGAUGAACCUGAGAAUGGGAAGGAUUAAGCCCACGUCAGGUUUUACCUUGCCUUCCAUUGUAACUCACGUCUCAUCGGGCAAAUUUAACUCUACCUGUUCUCAUUUAUAAAGUAGUAGUAUCAGCACCACAUUUCUUAGUACCGUUGUGAAGGUUAAGUAAUUAUAGUUCCUAGAAUAGUGUCUGACUCAUAGUGCUAAAUAAUAAUAAUAGUGUGCUAAAUAAGAACAUUUUUAUUUUCCUCAUUGCGUUUUUUUUUUUUUUUUUUUUUUUUUUUUUAAAGAUUUAUUUAUUUAUUUAUACAAGCACUGGGUACAGUCAGAAGCG